AGGGGGAAAAAAAAGGGUAUUAUACCCCCUCCUGGGUUUGCUACUGAUGAAAUCUUUACGGAAGGGAUCUAAGCCGAAGUCCAGGAGCAGCACUCUACAUUCUAUGCACUCCAUGUUUCAGCCAGCGAAAUCUGCGGAUGUAAAUGAAGACGCUGCAAAAUCCACAAAACGAGCGGCUUCAGGAGCAGCGAAUAGCACUGACAUGGUGAAUAAUUGCCAGGAUACAACAAACAGCCUGGAAGGCAGGAAAAAUGGGGAUAGCCACGAGAUCCAGUCAGACCAGUCAGACCAUCUAGACCAGACCCAUCCAGACCUGGGAGAGGGAGGAUCAGGUAAAAUGUUACCUAUUGAUACAGCUAACAUUUCUAUACCUAUUAUGCGGACAUCAGGAUUAGACGGCAUACAAUGUAUAUUGGCACAAAUGAAAGAGGAUAGAAUUUUUUUUGCCGGAGAGAUUGAGAGAAAUGCUAAGGAAAUAAGAUUAGAGAUCCAGGCAAUUGGUAAUCGGACUGCCGCCCUAGAAGUGAGGGUAGAGGCUGUGGCAAAAGCACAUAAUGAUUUAUUAAUCCAGAGCUCGGAAUGGGGCACAAGGCUUGACGCUUUAGAAGUGGCAUUUGAGGAUCUUAUAAAUCGAUCCCGACGUAAUAAUAUUAAAAUUAGAGGGAUACCGGAAACAAGAGAUGAGGGUCCGGUACAGAAUUUGGUUUUAGAAAUCUUUAGACCCUUACUACCAGACAUUCCUGAACCCAGAUGGGAAAUUGACAGGGCGCACCGUUUGUCAGGUGGUCUACGAAGGAAUGAUGAACGACCCCGAGAUAUAAUCGUGAGAUUUCAUUACCAUAGCACCAAAGACGCUGUAGUGCGCAAAUGUAGGGGGAUGGAGGUUAUUUACAGAGAAAAGGUGCUUCAGAUUUUUCAAGAUCUUUCACCAUCUACUCUUUUAAAGAGAAGGCAAUGGAAGCCGAUUGCAGAUCAUCUGAGACUUAAUCACAUUCCCUUUGCAUGGGGCCAUCCCUUUAAACUUCUCGCUUUUCAUAAUGAACAAACCAGAGCUUUAUUACCAACGGGGGAUCCAAGUAGAUUUUUUCAGACAAUGGGCCUGGAUACACCAGAGGGAGUAAUACCAUUAUUUCAACAAAAGACCCCAUUACCAACUUUACCCAGAGAAUAG
Molecule: messenger RNA, 1171 nt
Organism: Pelobates cultripes (western spadefoot toad)
Lineage: Eukaryota; Metazoa; Chordata; Amphibia; Anura; Pelobatidae
Source: the annotation of a GenBank genome assembly